Oncorhynchus masou masou (cherry salmon) is the source of this 2141-nucleotide messenger RNA. RefSeq names its product cleavage stimulation factor subunit 2-like. Gene Ontology annotation, cellular component: mRNA cleavage and polyadenylation specificity factor complex. Bases 19 to 1809 code for a protein of 596 amino acids. The transcript is spliced from 14 exons. Gene Ontology annotation, biological process: mRNA 3'-end processing. Gene Ontology annotation, molecular function: mRNA binding. Lineage: Eukaryota; Metazoa; Chordata; Actinopteri; Salmoniformes; Salmonidae. The record is from RefSeq and is a predicted model, not a curated record.
CCGUUAUCAUUCCCGAAAAUGGCGACUUUAGCAGCUGCUGCUGUUGUUGCUGCCGCUGGCAGAGAUCCCGCUGUUGACCGUUCAUUGCGCUCUGUCUUUGUGGGAAACAUUCCAUAUGAGGCCACAGAGGAGCAACUGAAAGACAUUUUUUCAGAAGUCGGUCUCGUUGUCAGCUUUCGGUUGGUGUAUGAUAGGGAGACAGGCAAGCCGAAGGGAUAUGGCUUCUGUGAGUAUCAGGACCAGGAGACGGCCCUCAGUGCCAUGCGGAACCUGAACGGAAGAGAGUUCAGCGGCCGGGCUCUCCGUGUCGACAAUGCUGCUAGUGAGAAAAACAAAGAGGAGCUCAAGAGUUUGGGGACAGGAGCCCCCAUUAUUGAGUCUCCCUACGGGGACAACAUCAUGCCAGACGAGGCUCCAGAGUCUAUUAGCAGAGCUGUGGCCAGUUUGCCCCCAGAGCAGAUGUUUGAGCUCAUGAAACAGAUGAAGCUGUGUGUGCAAAACAGUCCCCAGGAGGCCAGGAACAUGCUGUUGCAGAACCCCCAGCUGGCCUUUGCUUUGCUGCAGGCCCAGGUUGUCAUGAGGAUUGUAGACCCUGAGAUUGCCCUGAAAAUGCUUCACCGUCAAACCCCAGUGCAGCCAUUGGUUCCCAACAGUCAAGCUGGGCCAGUGCCAGUGGCCAACCAGCCUAUUCCCCCAGCCAAUGCUCCAGUCUCCCAGUCACAGCCCAUGCCGGGCAUGCACAUGAACGGAGCUCCUCAGAUGAUGCAGCCCCCUCCCAUGGGUGGGGGACCUGGGCCCAUGCCAGGACAGGGACCAGUGGGACCACCAGGAAACCUCCAGCACUCACCCGUAGGAUCAUCUGGGCAGGCUGCUAUCGAGCGACCUCAAGGACCAGGUGGUAUCCCUCCCAGAGGCCUGCUUGGCGAUGGCCCCAACGACCCCAGAGGAGGAACCCUGCUCUCUGUCACAGGAGAGGUCAUCGAACCCAGUCGAGGAGGAGGCUUCAUCGGGGCCCCCCCACCACACCAGGGGCCCCCCAUGCACAUGAACCAGAUGGCUGGAGGGCCUCCUCUGGACAUGAGGCCGCCCCAUGACAUGAGAGGACCCCCCAUGGGUGAACCCAGGGGCAUGAUGGGAGAGCCCCGGGGACCCCCCAUGGGUGAACCCAGGGGCAUGAUGGGAGAGCCCCGGGGACCCCCCAUGGGUGAACCCAGGGGCAUGAUGGGAGAGUCCCGGGGACCCCCCAUGGGUGAACCCAGGGGCAUGAUGGGAGAGUCCCGGGGACCCCCUAUGGGUGAACCCAGGGGCAUGAUGGGAGAGCCCCGGGGACCCCCCAUGGGUGAACCCAGGGGCAUGAUGGGAGAGCCCCGGGGACCCCCCAUGGGUGAACCCAGGGGCAUGAUGGGAGAGCCCCGGGGACCCCCCAUGAUGGAACAGCGGGGACCCCCCAUGAUGGAGCCCAGGGGACCCCCCAUGGAGAACAGAGGUCGGGACCCCCGAGCGGUGGACCCCCGUGGACCAGUGUCGGGCCAGAGGGUUCCCACUGCACAAGGAAUGCAGGGCCCCUCCCCUCACUCCAUGAAUACUAAUGCCCCUCCACCUGCCAGACCGGGUCCUGGUGUACCACAGUCCGGAGGUAGCUUCAGUCCAGGGCAAAGCCAGGUGACAUCACAGGACCAUGAGAAGGCCGCCUUGAUCAUGCAAGUGCUGCAGCUGACCCCAGAACAAAUCGCCAUGCUGCCCCCAGAACAGAGGCAGAGCAUUCUCGUCCUCAAAGAGCAGAUCCUGAAGACCACCGGGGCACCCUGAAUACCCCCACACCCAUAGGCUCAAGACUGUCACAGGACCCCGACACUCCUGCCCCCUGUAACCUCGACGUUGGAUUGAUCAGAACACGGCACCUCACUUCAAACAUUUUGGAGAUUGUUUUGUAUUAUGUGGUCUUUUUUUUUAAAUGGAAAUUUAAAGUGUUAGUGAUUUGAAGAAUGUCUGUUCUUUUGAAGGGGAACACUUCAUAGUCAGUUCAACUGAGAGAAGCGUUGCUGGAUGUUACAAUGCCCAACCCUUUUCAUUUUGUGGCUGGAACCUGUUGCCUGUCUGGAUAUUUGUUCAAUUAAAUAAGCAUUUCAAUAGAAACUGUU